This is a messenger RNA of Magnolia sinica, 3856 nucleotides long. RefSeq lists its product as uncharacterized. The coding region runs from base 343 to 3651 and encodes 1102 amino acids. Lineage: Eukaryota; Viridiplantae; Streptophyta; Magnoliopsida; Magnoliales; Magnoliaceae. The transcript has 7 exons. The record is from RefSeq and is a predicted model, not a curated record.
UCCCCACUUUUUCCUGUUGGUGGCCCACUUGGGUUUGGGAUCUGCCUCGUUUUUAUAGUAUAGCACUAUAAUGUUCUGAAAAAACUGAUGGACGGGGUGGAUUUUCACAAAAAUCACGGUGGGAUCCACCUAGCUUCGGGUGUAGCAGGCAAUCUGCGUCCAGCUCUAAACUCCCAAUUCCCGCCAAAAUCCAUUCCCUCCCUUCUCCUCCUCUUUCCCGCCACAAACAAAAACAAAAGCAGAAAAAAAGAAGAAAAGAAAAUCAAAACCCUCUCUCUCUCUCUCUCUCUCUCUCUCUCUUCCAAACAUCCCCAAAAUCCAAUCUAGCAAAAGAAAAAUCAGAUGGAAGCAGAAUCUCUCCGUUCAAACAAGCGAAAGCGUCCUUCUUCUUCUUCUUCUUCGCAGCAAAUGCAAGGCACCUUCACUCGCAGAAGGUCUGAGCUAUUCCUCCACCGCAACCGCUCGGGGCGUGCCCGGCCCGACCCCAGCCUCAGGCGCAAGCUCAUCAUCCAACGGCUGGGAUCAUCCAAUGAGGACCCAGUCAAUUGGUUGCAUCCCGACGAAAUUCCUGACAUCACCUCCCACAUCUCCAUCAAAGAUCUUCGAGCCAGACGGGUUUUUUCUCCAACUACGAUCGUUGGCGAUUGCUCCCCGCACAAAAAGGGCAAGAUCCUAGCUGAUCCAGAUGACGAUAUGAGGCCCAUGUCGUCUGAUGUAUCAAGAAUCAUUGAAUUUGGUGCGGGCGGUGGGGUUUCUGGACGGGUCGAUGCUUUGGAUGAAGAACGGCUUCAGACAACGCCUCCUGACAGUGACAUCUUCUGUAAAUCUCAGCACCAUAUCUUGGUGGAGCCUGAUUUGAUUGGCCCAGAUCACGUUGCAGAGAACCAGCCGGUUUUGAGGGUUUUUAGUGAAAAUCCAAGUAUCGGUGAAGGAUUCUGUCAUGGGAAGAUAGAUGAAAAUAUUCAAAUCGAUAUCAGAUUGGGAAGCUCCUCGGACCAAAACGACAAGAUCCGAGCUGACCAAGAUGAUGAUAUGAACUCAAUGUUGUCUGAUGUAUCAAGAGACGUUGAAUUCGAUGGGGGCAGUGGGGUUUCCAGUGGGAUUGAUGGUUUGGGUGAAGAAUGGCUUCAGACAACACCCCCAGAUAGUGAUAUUUUUCGUAAAUCUCAGCCACGGGAUUAUGGGGGGAUUGUGGUGGAGCCUGAUUUGAUUGACCCAGAUAAUGUUGUGGAGAACCUGCCGGGUGUGAGGGUUUCUGGUGAAAAUCCAAGCGUGGCUGAAGUAUUUUGCCAUGCCAAGAUGGGUGAAAAUAUACCAGUCAAGAACAGAUCAGGAGGGCUCGGUCGGCACUCCCGGCUAAAGCUUUUCCGAAACACAAAUUCAUUCAGCUACAGAAGAAUGCUUCCAUUUCUCAUGGAUCUUGCAAAGGACAAUGCCAGUGCUUUAGAAAUACAUUCUUGUGGCAGUCCUUGGCCUGUGAAUGUCGAGAAGACUGUGGAGGAAAGACCUCUUCCACCACCGUUGAAUUCUCUGUCGAACGAGACUGAUUCAGACAGGUGUAAAAGCAAUCCUUCGUCCAUGCAGUGUUGUUAUGGUGGUUUGGGAACUUCCCCUACUGAAAAGUCAAAGGAAAAGAGCCCCACUGCCGGUUCACCUGUUCCUUGUGUUAUUGAAUGCCUGAAUCUAGAUUCUUCACCACAACCUAUUACUGAAAUUCCCAUCCAAAACCAUCAUGACAAUCCCGCUGCUUCAUAUGACACGGCGGCAUCUAUUCGAACUGACCAGUACAGUGAAAUGGCACCGCAGCAUGAUCAGGUUGUGUCAGAAUCUUGCAAGUUGGAGCCCAGUUGCGAUUCUGUUGGUUCCAUUCAUGAAAUGGAGAUUCCAGACAUUUCUUUGUCCAAUCCUCCAAUCAGCCAUGACAUGGACACUGGAUUGUCUGGCAGAGAAAGGAACGUUGAACUGGAUGGCAAUAGCAGGAUUUUGGAUGGGGUCGAUGGUUCUAGUGAAGAAUGUAUUCAGGCAACACCAUCCGGUGGCAAUAUCUUAUGUAAAUCUUCAGGGCUGGUUGAUGGAGGAAAUGUGGGCAUGCUUGACUUGAUUGGCCAAGAUCCUAUCUCCAAGAACCUGUCAUGCGCAAGGUUUUCUAAUGAUAACCCAAGCAAUGUGGAAAGGUUUCGUCGUUCCAAGGACGCAAAUGCCUUGGUCAAGAACAAGCUGCAGGGGCUAAUUCCAUGCUCCCAGUUAAAGCUCUUCCAAACUCCAAAUUCAUUGAGCUAUAGAAGAUUGCUGCCGUUUCUUAUGGAUCUUGCGAAAGACAAUGCUAGUGCGCUGGAAAUUCAUUCUUCCCAGAAAUUUUAUCCUGUGGAAGUUGAAAAGGCCGUGGAGGAAAGGCCUCCACCAUUGUUGUUGGACUCUCUAUCUCACGACUCUGACCUCAGCAGUCGUAAGACUGACCCAUUGCCCGUGCAACAAUGUUUUGAUGGUUCAGGAGCUUCCCAAACUGAAAAAACUGUGAGUCUUGCUGCAGGCUCAUCUGGUUCCUGUGUGUCUGAGUGCCUGCAUCUAUAUUCUUCAGAACAACUCACUACUGAAACUGCAAUCCAAAAUCCUCCUGAAAAACCAGCGAGUCUUGCUGCAGGCUCAUCUGGUUCCUUUGAGUCUGAGUGCCUGCAUGUAUAUUCUUCAGAACAGCCCACUACUGAAACUCCAAUCCAAAAUCCUCAUGAAAAACCAUCGAGUCUUGCUUCAGGCUCAUCUGGUUCCUCUAUGUCUGAGUGUCUGCAUCUAUAUUCUUCAGAACAACCCACUGCCAAAACUCCAAUCCAAAAUCCUCCUGAAAAUCCAGCUCUUUCACAUGAUCUGGUGAUAUCAAUGCUGCCUGAUUCCUCUAUUGAAACUGCAUCGGAAAAUGAUUGGGUCAUGUUGAGGAGUUCGUUUGAGUUCGAGCCCGGACAUGAUGCUCUAAUUUCCGUUCACAGAACGGAGCCUCCAUGCAACGAAUUGUCUAGUUCCCCCAUCGAGCAGGAAGCUUUGUUAAUAGAAGAGUGUGAUUCUCAUAUUCAAGACCCUUCUGGUUUGUGUAGAGAAUCUGAGAAGGACAAUCAAGCGAUAAUACCGACAUUGACUAUAGAUGUGAAACCUCUUGAAAUAUUGGGCGUACUACCCCAACAUCCAUCUCAGGCCAAUGUGUCUGUUCCUUCAGAAAGGCCUGUUCUGGCUCCCAUGAAAGGCAUUCUGAAGAAGUGCCCGCGAGCAUGCAGGGGGUUGUGUACGUGCCAGAAUUGCACUUCCUUCCGUCUCCAUGCUGAAAAAGCUAACGAGUUCUCGAGGAAGCAAAUGCAGGAUGCGAAAGAAGUUGCUGUGAAUCUAAUGAAGGAACUGUCGUGUCUGAGAAGUCUGAUGGAGAAAUCGUUUUUGCCUAUGACAGAUAGUGCCAAUGGUCACAUUGUAGGCCAAAUCAAUCAGGUAAAAGGAUUUUGCAAAAGAGCCUCCAGAGCAGAAGAAAUUGCAAGAAGUCGUCUUCGGCAAAUGACCCGUGACCUCAAAGUUCACUGCAGAAUCACGAGCUUGCAACAGCGAAGGGUGAGCUUUGCAGAUCAUGUUGAAGAAAGGCUUAUUCCCAAGUCCGAGGUAGAAGACGAUGAGUAACAAAGAGGCAAUGCAGAUCACAAAAUGCAAAUGGUUGGUUUGUGGGAUUAGUGCAUUUAAAUGUAGCUGCAAUAUGAGUUCCAUGGACCCCACAUUAUUCCAGUUCUUGUGUAUUAUCGAAGGAAACUUGAAAUUACUUCUUCUUGAGAUAUAUAGCCUGCGCUUCUCUUGUGAUGAUCAAUAGAGAAUAACAACUCUGGCCUGU